Messenger RNA from Magallana angulata, 1106 nucleotides. Its product is annotated as putative gamma-glutamylcyclotransferase CG2811. Bases 38 to 541 code for a protein of 167 amino acids. Gene Ontology annotation, molecular function: gamma-glutamylaminecyclotransferase activity. The transcript has 2 exons. The record is from RefSeq and is a predicted model, not a curated record. NCBI's taxonomy places the organism in Eukaryota, Metazoa, Mollusca, Bivalvia, Ostreida, Ostreidae.
UAUGUUAUAGAAUUAUGUCCCGGACUAUCCGCCAUAGAUGAAUAUCGUCCUAAAAAUGCAGCGCGUGUUUGUGUACGGGACUUUGAAGAAAGGCCAGCCUAAUCAUCACCUUAUAUCUGGUGGGAUCGAGUCGGGGGAUUGCCGAGUGGAAGGUGUUGGAGUUACUGAGGCGAAAUAUCCUCUUAUUGUGACAACCCGGUACAAUGUGCCAUUUCUGUUGGAUGCACCUAAUGCGCGAAAUGCUAUGAACGUGGAGGGGGAGGUGUACAAUGUGAACGACAAAAUGAUGGAAAUAUUGGAUGACCUGGAAGCCCACCCCACCUUCUACACCCGCAGUCAGAUCCCAAUCAUAUUUCAAGAUAAAAGUGAGAAAAUGUGGUGCUACUUGAUGAAAAACUUUCGACAAGACGUCCUCCAGCUACCAAUGUAUUCCAAAUACGACUUUAAAACACACGGAACAUAUGUCGGCCGCGCGGAUCGACCACCGGGAAAGGAGGAGGCGAUGGCCUAUAGAGCUGAAAUCAAAGAGAACGUUAGUUAGAUUUAAUACAGACUGGGUGUAUUUAUAAACAAGCGUUUUUACAAACUUUAUUUUAUCCUAGAUGGGUGCUAUGUCCUGCACAUGAUCGUUAAAAAGGUUCAUAUCUAUAUAAAAUUUCCGCAAUUGCAUUGAUUUAAAAAAUUAAUGAGUGAUGCACAUUUAACAUACAAUAUACAGUCUACAGAAUAUUUGCAUGGUUUGAUUUUCGUAUACCAAAGAACUGACGUAUAUGCAUGCCAUCGACAGAAAACCACGCCAGUCUCACAUGAAGUCUAUGUUUAAAUAACGUGCAUGUACGGAACAUAUGGCUGAUAUUCUACAUACAAAUAUACGAUUUAUACACUUUUAAAUAUGAAAAUGAACCUGUUUAAUUACUGUUUGUUUUAUUCCAAAAAUAAAAUACAGAUCAAGCUAGAAACUGAAUCAAAUUAAAAUACAGAAACAACCUAGCUUCUUCAUCCGCAGCCAAAUCCCAAUUAUAUUCAAAGUCAAAUUGGUUUCCAUAGACGCAUGUACUUUAAUGGAACAUUCAAAUACUCGAGAGUCCCCCAUACUUCUUUUGGAA